AUGUAUGUUGCGGUUCAGGCACUUCCUCGUUGCCUGUCUGACCAUAUUCCUUUCAACUCGUUAAUCAACCUGUUGUGUACCGGGACCGCCCACGUUCAAACAAACAUCGCGAUGUCAUCUGCCGAAUCGCUCAAGGCUAUCGCGCGGCAGUCGCACGCUCAGCAAGUUACUAUUGGAUUUGCCAGGUUCAUCUUCAACUUCGACGCUAGAUACUCUACAAUGUCAGACGAAGGCAUGCUAGGACCGGGGCACAUUGAAUCCACUCUGAGACUCUAUGUUGAACUGCUGGGAAUCUGGAUAGAGGAGAUCAAGCAGAAGACCAAGGGCGCGGGGACAGAUCUUGGGGAUAAGUCUAGUACCGGAAGCCGGGCAUUGCAACUGGACCUUUCUACCGUCCUUGCGCACGUCGAAGAAAUCGAGUCUCAUGGACUGUUCUUCUUAUGCUCACAAUCGCGAAGGGUCCGUGCAUUUGCCAUUACGGUGCUUCGGCUGAUCACGGAAUUUGACAACGCCCUGGGCAAAGAGAAUACGAGAAUCAUUAGAAUUCUCGAAGCAGACUCGCAGCAUAUCUUGGAUGUCAAUGACGAACAACUCACAGUCGCCGAAAGGAGUCGCGUCCAAAAAGGCAAGCGAAAGAGUGCUUUGCAGAACACUCUGAUCGAAUUGUGCAGCAGCGAGGUGUCGUAUGAUUCGACUCUCUGGUCCAAGGUGUUUCCAAACAUCGUUCGCAUCAGCUUCGAGACGUGCCCUUUUGCAGUCACUCUGGGCAGAGAAAUAGUCUGCGCAAGGCUGGUUCAGAUGCACAAGACGAUCACUGCACUUGCUGAGAAUCCCCGUCCUCCUUACUAUGGUCCAGUGGACGUUACACAGGCUCGUACAUUUGGUCGUAACAGCAUGACAGCCGAAAUUCUAGUCGAACAGUGGAAGCUGUAUCUGGUCAUGGCGUGCACCACCCUGAACAGUGUUGGUGCGCAGUCGCAGAGCCAAUUGGCAAAUGCCCAGCAUGCUCGGAAAUCGUCCAAGGGUCAACAGCAAUCGCAGGAUAAGAUCAGUUCAGCCCGGAGCCUGUUCGCGUUUGUCAUUCCCUUACUUUCGGCUGAACGCGACUCCAUCCGGAGUGCCAUCGUGGCAGCCUUGGGUUCUAUCAACAAGAACCUUUACCGUACCCUGCUUGAAUCAUUGCAGUACGCCGUUACGACCUGCAACGAAGAAGCCAAGAUGAGAAUCGGUGUACAUUACCGAUCCCCAAGCAGUCCUCGACGCAGCAGAAAGACGGACAGAUUACGAACAGAGGUCACGCAUGUUUACAAACUGACCUCUCACUUCCUUCGUGAACCUGAGGUGUACAAUGACGACUGGAUCGUCAACAACCUCGUUACCUACACCAAGGACUUACGCAUAUUCCUAAGCGAUUCAGAGGUCCAGAAUGACUGGGAAUUCCAGCGAUUACGGUUUCAUUACUGUGGGUUGAUGGAAGAGCUUUUCGAGGCUAUCAACCGAAUAGGAGACUCUUCUCGCUGGAUACCAUUCGAGUCACGAAAGUCUGCCUUUUCGCUGAUGGAGGACUGGUGUGGAUAUUCUCCCAAUCAGUCUCAGAUCUCCCAAAGGGAGGAGCACAUGCGGAAGUUCGCCCAUCACGAAGGCGAAAUGCGUAACACUGCUGCCGCCAUGGAAAUCGAGAAAAAGAAUUUACGGGCGGCCGCUCUGAGUGCCAUGGCGUCACUCUGCGCAGGUCCGAUUAGUAUCACUACAGAAACCGGCGUGGUGCUACAAUUCGACGUUGGACGUAUGCUGUCGUGGGUUGGUAUUAUCUUCAACACCAUCAGCGAUAAGUGGCACGCGAUUGGCAGACGGGCACUCAAGAACCUCAUCAUCCACAACAAAGAGCAUUCGUACCUGCUCGAGCGGUCGAUUGAAAUGUGCUAUGUUACGGAGCGCCCGAAGGCUUUGGAGAGCUAUUUCGAAGUGGUCACUCAGGUUCUCAUAGAGAAUACCGAUUAUCAAUUCAACUUCUGGAGAAUCCUCGGUGCUGUGCUCGUUACCCUCGGCAAUCAGAAGCGCGAGAUAAGAAUGAAGUCUGCUAAGCUGCUUCGGAUUCUGGAAGAACGUCAGCAGAAGAGUUCGCGACUCCAAGAUUUCGACAUCAGCAUUUCUGACAAGACCACGGCCGUCUACAAACUUGCCCAGUUCGAGACGUCGAGGAGACUAGCAAAGCAGCACUCAGACUUGGCUUUUACUUUGUUCUCCGAGUUCGCAUUGCACUUUAGGAAUAUUCGCCCUGACAGCCAGCGGAAUAUGGUCGCUGCUAUUCUGCCGUGGGUGCAGACAAUGGAACUCCAGGUUGAUCCCAACGGUGGUCCGACUGCCAAGUCGUAUAUGCUGCUCGCGAAUUUGUUCGAGAUAACCAUCCGCUCUAGCACCAUAUUACCGAAUGAGGUACAAGCCCUCUGGCAGGCUCUGGCUACGGGCCCCCAUGGCGGAAAUGUGCAGCUAGUGCUCGAUUUCAUCAUCAACCUCUGCCUCGAACGCAAAGAGCAGAACUUUGUCGAAUACGCCAAGCAAGUUGUUGUAUUCCUAUCUGGGACACUCGCUGGGUCAAAGGUGAUCGAGUUCUUCCUGAUGCAGGUCAUCCCCAAGAAUAUGGUGCAGGAAAGGAAAGAGAUCACCCCUGCUCCUCCGGAUACCAAGAGCUUGCCGUAUGUCGCGGAUCUGGGUGCGGUGUUGCCAGUUGGUAAUAAGCAAGCAGGUCUGUCGCUUGGUCAGGUAGCUUUGAUCUUCCUGGUCGAUUUGAUGGUUGCUCCAGUCACACUGGCUUUGGAAGAUGUUGUCAAGCUGCUCCAUGUUGUCCUCAUUCUCUGGGAUCAUUACACCGUCACUGUGCAAGAGCAGGCUCGGGAAAUGCUGGUACAUCUGAUCCAUGAGCUGGUGGCUGCGAAGAUUGAGGACGAUGCGCCUGUGGAAACUCGUCAGGCUGUUGAAGACUUCGUGGAAUCCAUCCGCAAGAGUGAUGCAAAGGUUGUCUGGGAUUACGAGGAUAACAGCGACAAGGAGGAUAUUGAUGAGGCGAGUCGAGUGCCGCUGUCAAUGUCUACGGUGACCCGUCAAGUUGUUGAUUUCUUCAGCCUUGCUUACGAAGGUGUCAAUGAUCUCUGGGCAAAGGAGGCACUUAACUGGGCAACUUCCUGUCCUGUCCGUCAUCUUGCUUGUCGAUCGUUCCAAAUUUUCCGCUGCAUCUCGACGUCGUUGGACUCUAGAAUGCUUGCGGACAUGCUUGCUCGUCUUUCCAACACCAUUGCGGACGAGGAGGCUGACUACCAGACAUUCUCCAUGGAAAUCCUUACGACGCUGAAGAUUAUAAUCAGUUCUCUGUCGCCGGCUGAUUUGCUGCGAUAUCCCCAGCUCUUCUGGACUACUUGCGCAUGCUUGAACACGAUUCACGAGACUGAGUUCAUUGAAAGUAUCGGCAUGCUUGAGAAAUUCAUGGACAAUAUCGACAUGAGCGAUCCGGUAGUGGUAACACAGCUUAUCGAGGGUCAACCUCCCAGAUGGGAAGGUGGCUUUGAUGGCCUUCAAAAUCUGGUCUACAAGGGAUUGAAGUCUUCAGAGUCUCUCAGUCGGACGUUGGAUAUCCUGCAUCGGUUGAGUGGUCUUCCCAAUAACCAACUUAUUGGCGACGGAUCUCGGUUGUUGUUUACUAUCCUCGCCAACCUGGCCCAUUUCCUCCAUCAGUUCGAUUCGGAGGUCGAUGACCCGAAGACUCUUGCUCGUGCCACCAUGUUGGCUCGCGUGGCAGAAAGCGAAAACUGUCCACGAUUGGCAGCUUCGCUUCUAGGGUUCGCUAAUGGGCAAUACAAGGCAGAGGGCGAUUUCCUGAACCAUAUCAUUUCCGAGAUCCGGUCGUAUUACUUCCCGCGACAGGACGUUCACGGUCUGAUAUUCCUCAUGGGCUUGUUGACCAACACGACCGACUGGUUCAGGAUAAAGGUAAUGAAUGUCCUCUGUGCGUUGAUACCGGACAUUGAUAUGAGAAGGGGGGAGGUCACAUGUCACGGACCUGAUCUCAUCUCGCCUCUCUUGCGUCUAUUGCAGACGGAUCUCUGCCCUCGGGCUCUGCAGGUCAUGGAUCAUAUCAUGACUGUCUCGGGUAAUCCCAUGGAACGACAUCAUCUUCGGAUGAGUAUGGCGUCGUCUUCGUCGUCACGGGCUAUUCGCAAAGAAUACGAGCGUAUCCAGAGUUUGUAUGGUAUACCCGAGCCGACGGGCUGGUCGAUCCCUAUGCCUGCCACACAGUCAAGCAUUACGCGACACAACGUCCACGCUGUGUUCUACACCUGCGCAGAGGUUGACCUCAUGGAAGCGCAAGAAACCGCUCCUACUGAGGUGGAGUUCCACGCGGACGGAUACAAUGAUUCGUUCUUUCCCAUGCGGGCUGAUACGAUGAAGUCGAUUGAUACGCAAAUGGAUGGCAAUAUGGGGGACAUUGUGUCGAAGCUGGACAGUCUGGACGAUUUCUUUGAGGAGACAGAGACAAUCAAUUCGUCAAUGACACCUGCUUCAGACACCAUGUUGUCAGGGUUCUCAGGUAGUUAUGUGGAUACCAGCGAGAAUCGCUACGAUCAACAGACGGCACCUAUUCUCCGCAAGUCUCUCGCGCGGACAGCCUCAUCGUCGUCAUUCCAUAACGGCUUGGCUGAGUCUCGACCGCCGAACCUGCGCAUCGAUAGUAGCAACGUGACAAGCACGCCACCUCUCGCGCCUACUCAAGCAUCACGUCCAGCCUCCCAUGCUCGUUCCGUCACGUCCCCGGUAAACCAUCUGUUCUCGCCAACAUCCAACCCACAAAAUCUGACCCCUUCCAUCGGUUUCAACGAAUCAGCUUUCUUCUCCGAUGACGAGCCCGAAGAGAGUAUGUCUGACAUGGACGAUCGCCUGAUCAUCAACAAACCGGCAAUCUCGCAUCCCCUGGGACCGCCAACACGGAGCGUGACAGACGGGUCACAUUCCCUCGAGUCCAUGAUCAGAAGUGGAAUGAGACGACUUACAGGUGGCGCCGUAACAAACCGCGAGAAGGAGCGUCAGCGCGAAAUGAUCCGCGCACAGCAACGCGCUAUGGUGCAGACGAUUGGGUCUCCGCGUGUGCCCAAGGUACCGGCUGAGUAUCUGCCGAGCAAUCCGACGUCGCCGGGACACUAG
Molecule: messenger RNA, 5193 nt
Organism: Aspergillus chevalieri
Lineage: Eukaryota; Fungi; Ascomycota; Eurotiomycetes; Eurotiales; Aspergillaceae
Product: cell morphogenesis protein PAG1
Exons: 1
Coding region: 1-5193 (1730 amino acids)
Biological process (GO): cell morphogenesis
Cellular component (GO): cell cortex; site of polarized growth
Source: RefSeq, a predicted model, not a curated record